AUGGCGGCUGUUCAUAUGCCGCUGCCAGUGGCUGAUGGUGGCUGUAUGGCUGCUCACGAAGAUGUGAAUCGCAGGCCUCCUCUCACUUGGCAACAGAGAAGAAACAUAGCACUUGGUGCUGCAAGGGGUCUAGCUUAUUUGCAUGAUAAAUGUGAAGAGACAUUUGUUCAUUGCGAUGUCAAAGCUGCAAAUAUAUUGUUAGAUGACAACUUCGAAGCAGUUGUUGCUAACUUCAAAUCAGCCAAGAUCAUGGACCACAACCAGACUCAUAUUAUCACUACCGUGACUGGAACAAUUGGUCAUAUAGCCUCUGAGUACCUUGCCAGUGGUAAGUGUUCAGAUAAAACUGAUGUGUUCAGUUAUGGAGCGUUUCUUCUUGAGCUCAUCACCGGACGAAGAAUUGUUGAUCUUAUUCACGUAACCGAUGAGAAUGACAGGAUGUUGAGGAGAUGGGAAUCAAUGGCUGACGAUGAAGGUGGUGAUGAUGAUGAGAUGGAGGCAGUGGUGAAGAGGGGUUGA
Salvia hispanica is the source of this 519-nucleotide messenger RNA. The record is from RefSeq and is a predicted model, not a curated record. Lineage: Eukaryota; Viridiplantae; Streptophyta; Magnoliopsida; Lamiales; Lamiaceae.